UUGAAAGAUGGCCGCUGCUUGUAUUUGCUCCACAGUUAUUUCAAACACAAUGGUUUGAAGUUCAUUUCGGGAUAUGUUUUAUUGGUUUGAUCAUUUCUUAUAAAAUUAUCAGUAAUCUCACGAUUACUAUUAACUAUUACGGAAUGGUUUAGCAGUAAACAACACGCAAAUAACUGUGAAGAGUCUGCCACACCAUUUCGGGAUCUACCCACUACAAGUAUCCAGAUCUAGUAUACUAGAUCAACAGUUCUACACAGAUUCCUUAUCUACUAUUAUCUAGAUCUUCCAGGUAGUCUGCCUUACUAAAUUACCUAUGAUCUCUACGAUCUGAUGAUGAGUAGUUACAGAAUGACUAAACAAUUUGUGAUCAAACCUGCACACUGUCGUCGUAUUAGAGAUGCCUUCAGAACAACUUUAUUGCACUUUAAGCCCCAAAAUUCUAGCAAUAAAGUCUGUUACAGUAUUAAUGCAAAUAGCCAGCAGCCCAAAGCAGCACUGAAUGGAAUAAAAGUACUUGACUUAUCUCGAGUGUUGGCAGGACCUUAUUGUACUAUGAUCCUUGGUGACCUUGGAGCAGAUGUCAUCAAAGUGGAAAGAACUGGUGAAGGUGACGAUACUCGUUCUUGGGGCCCGCCAUUUGUUGGAACAGAAUCCUGCUACUAUCUCUGCGUGAACCGUAAUAAAAAGAGUGUGACUGUUGAUUUUAAGAAACCUGAAGGGGUUAAAAUCAUCAAAGAGCUAGCAGCUGUCAGUGAUGUUUUAGUUGAGAACUACAUUCCUGGAAAACUGUCUCAAAUGGGACUUGGGUAUCCAGAGCUUAGUGCCGAGUUUCCACAUCUGAUCUAUUGCUCCAUUACAGGCUAUGGACAGACAGGCGCCUAUUCAAGCCGUGCUGGCUAUGAUGUUAUUGUCUCUGGUGUUGGUGGACUGAUGCACAUAACAGGACCUGCUGAUGGAGAACCUUGUAAAACUGGCGUGGCAUUAACUGACUUGUCUACAGGGCUGUAUGCUGUCAGUGCCAUUCUGGCAUCAAUUAUAGCAAGACAACAUACUGGCAGAGGUCAGCACAUCGACUGCAACUUGUUAUCCACAAGUGUUGCAUCACUAGUAAAUGUUGCAUCGAAUUACUUAAAUGCAGGACUUGAAGGUGAGCGGUUUGGUACUGCUCACCCCAGUAUCGUGCCAUAUCAGGCUUUUCAAACAUCAUCUGGGUACUUACUUCUCGGAGCAGGAAAUGACAGUCAAUUUCAAACGUUAGCACAGCUAAUAGGACAUCCUGAGCUUGCCAAUGAUGACCGCUAUAAGACAAAUAAAGCCAGAGUUAAAAAUAGACUUGAUUUAUUGCGGUUUUUGGAGAAAGUGUUUCAGAAAAAGUCAUUAUCGGAUUGGCUGAACAUACUAGAUGGCUCAGGGCUGCCGUAUGGACCAAUAAACAAUAUGGAGCAAACAUUUUCAGACCCCCAGGUGUUAAACAAUGGAAUGAUACAGAAACUUGAUCACCCAACUCUUGGUGAAAUACGAGUGCCUGGACCGGCUGUACGCUACAGUGUCACAAAAUUGGUGGAGCCAAUAGCUCCACCAAUGCUAGGACAACAUACUGACCAAGUUCUUAAAGAUGUUUUGGGAUAUUCAAAAGAAUCAUUAUUGAAACUUCGACAGCAAAAAGUCAUUCAAUAACAUUUAUAACAAGGCUACUUUAAUGGUUAUUAAUAUAAAUUGGCGUUAAUUGUACUAGUCAUCAUUUCAGUCUUAAUUC
Molecule: messenger RNA, 1756 nt
Organism: Physella acuta
Lineage: Eukaryota; Metazoa; Mollusca; Gastropoda; Physidae
Product: succinate--hydroxymethylglutarate CoA-transferase
Cellular component (GO): mitochondrion
Molecular function (GO): succinate-hydroxymethylglutarate CoA-transferase activity
Source: RefSeq, a predicted model, not a curated record